AUGCUUUUACGACCACUACUUCAAAUAAACACGCGCCCUCAUCAGCUAUAUUCCUUUUUUAAUCAAGUACGAAAUGUUAGACCAACAAUUAAAAUAGGUAAAGACAAAUUUCAGUUAUUAUUGGACGUACAUCAGUUCGAAAAAGAUGAAAUACGAGUCAAAGCCCGUCCAGAGUACGUUAUUAUUGAAGGAAAACAAGAAAGAAAGACCAAAGAUGGAUACGUGAUACGAAAAUUCAUAAAAAAAUAUCGUCUUCCCGAUGGCUGUAAUCCCCUACGUAUAAGAUCUGAGUUGUCUUCAGACGGUUGCCUUAUUAUAACAGCGCCGAGAGAAACAUGUGGAUUUUCAUAUCCUUGUGAAACGGUAGUGCCCAUCACAGAAUUUAACACAAAGACCAAACCAUGCGAUACAUUUGUUAAAGACAUUGUUAUUGAUAAACCCAAAUCACAGCCAGGAAAUGCCAAAGAACCGCCGAAACCCUAA
This is a messenger RNA of Pieris macdunnoughi, 483 nucleotides long. Lineage: Eukaryota; Metazoa; Arthropoda; Insecta; Lepidoptera; Pieridae. The record is from the annotation of a GenBank genome assembly.